AUGGAGGCCGCGGUGAUCCGGCGCACACAGGACAUUCUGGGGAAGGUGAUCAGGAAGCCCCCGCUCACCGAUAAACUGCUGGGCAAGCCGCCGUUCCGUUACCUGCAUGACAUUCUGACCGAGGUUAUGAGAACUACUGGAUUUUUCAAGGGAUUGUACACAGAAUCAGAAUUGAAAUCAGAUAAUGUAAAGGAUAAGGAUUCCAAAAUCAGCUUCUUACAGAAAGCAAUAGAUGUGAUUGUUCUGGUGACUGGAGAACCUCUGUCUGUGAAGCCGGCUCGUGUUGUGGCAGGACAUGAACCAGAGAGGACGAAUGAAUUCCUUCAGGCCUUAGGGAAAUGCUGUUUGAGUAAAUUAUCUAGUGAUGAUGCUGUGAAGAGGGUUCUGUUGGGAGAAAAACUGGAACCUAAAGGGAAGCCUCCAUCAAGCACCAAGUCUCAAGAUAAAGAGAACAGAGAGGCAAAAGAUGAAGAACGAAGGAGCCAGAGGGAGAAAGAGGACAGGAGGGAGUCCGAAAUCAGGGAAAGAAGUGGAAGCAGAGACCGAAAAGACAGACAGCACCUGAAAGAUGAGGAAAGAAAACAUUCUGAGAGAGAAAGAAAGAAGGAAGGAGAAAGAGUGGGAGAGACAGAGAAAGAUGGAUUGCGAGAAGGAGAGAAAAAUGAUAGAGAAAAAAACAGAGUAAAAGAAUCUCGGUCAGAAACUGACAGAAGUAAAGAAAAAGUUAAGGACAGAGAAAGACGAAGUGAAGCGAGCCAUGGAAAAGAGAAGGACAGAACAAAAGAUAAGGAAAAAGCAAGAGACAGAGAGAGAGAACACGAGAAGGAGAGAAACCUGGUUAAAGAGAGAGAUCCUGAAGAUCGCAGUCGUGAAAGAGACAAAGAACGCAGUGACCGCAACAGGGAUGAGAGGACAAGAACACGUGAACAGGAUAAGGAGCGAAGACGAGAACGGGAUUUGGAAAGGGAAAGGAGAAAAGAACGUGUAAGGAACAAUGAGCAUCAAGGAAACAGAGAAGAAAAACCAGAGGAAGACAUGAGAUCAGAACGAAAGCAUAAAACAUCAGAGGAGUCUACAAAGAAAACCUCGGACAUUUCUGCAAGAGAAAGCAAACCUGAUGCAGAAAGAGAGUUGUCCGUUUCAUCCAAAGCAGCUCGGCCAUCUGCUUCAAAACUACGAGAGAGAAGGCGAGAAGCAGUGGAUUCAGCUAGCGAUGAUGAGGGAAGAGACACAGAGGUACAUAAUACUGAAAAUGAAGCUUCUUCUGAUGUGCGAACAAACCUAUCUGCUCAAAGAAGAAUCCCUCGACCUGGAAGUGCACGACCAGCUCCACCAAGAGUAAAGCGGCAACCCAGCGCAGAAGUCAUUGUUCCUGAAAGGGUUAGCAGUGGAAAGGGUGUAUCCAGUGUAAUUGUGGAGAAACAGAAAGAUGACGGUGAUGAUGAUGAUAAUGAAUUUGUGGUGGAAGAAGCUUCUCUUCAGCUGCUGUUGGAUAUGCCUGCAAUGGAGAUGGAGUCAGAGCUAGACCUCCCUGUGGAUGAAAAGCACGGUAGUCUUGUUAAGAAAAUCUUAGAGACCAAAAAGGACUAUGAGACACAACCUGAUGCAGCCAGUAAGGGCAAGACCCUCUUGACUGAAAAUGGAAGAAAAAAGGAAAAGGAUAUGGUGACAAAGGAGAUUGAAAAGCUCAGGAGCUCCAUCCAGAUACUGUGUCGCAGUGCUCUGCCACUCGGCAAAAUUAUGGAUUACAUCCAGGAGGACAUGGACACAAUGAAGAAUGAGUUGCAGAUGUGGAAAAAAGAAAACGGUGAACAUGCAGAGGUUCUGCUACGGGAGCAGAGCAUCACUGACUCAGCUGUGGAACCUCUCAAGGCUGAACUUGGCGAGCUUGAGCAACUUAUCAAAGAACAACAUGAUAGAAUCUGCACAGUGAAAGGGAACAUACUACGAAAUGAAGAGAAAAUCCAGAAGAUGGUUCAGAGCAUGAGUGGUUCUAAUAGAGACUGA
Messenger RNA from Staurois parvus, 2007 nucleotides. NCBI's taxonomy places the organism in Eukaryota, Metazoa, Chordata, Amphibia, Anura, Ranidae. The record is from the annotation of a GenBank genome assembly.